UCAGAGCACUUUUAAGUUUUAUCCAUCUCUUUCUCUACGGCUGCUGAAGUAACUGACCGGAAAACCGUCUCCGUUUACUGCACCGCUUAAGAUCUUAGAACUCAGAUCUGAUAUUCUCUUUCCGGUAGGUUCUUCUUUGUUGCGGUUUGGAUUCCUGAUCGUUCAGUUUCGUUGUUCCUUCGUCUAUAUGGAGGAAUGAGCUAAGCAGAUGUUAUUGGCAUUGGAAGGAGGGGGAUUCUUCUCUUCAUCAUCUUCUGGAUACAGAAAAGGUUUGUCAGUUCUUUUACUAGGCAGGAAGAGGAAGAACGAAGAGGAGAAGCUCAUGAGAGUUUCUCCGUGGAAUCAUAAUUACCAGUUGGUGGACGAUCGAGAAGCUGAAUCUGAUCUCCAACUGGCUUCUAAGAAGAACAGGAGGUUUGUCCGCGGCUGCACCUCCUUUGUUUGUUUUGGUCGCACUGCCGCAGGACUUGAGAGCCCUAAUUCUCUAAAAGUUGGUCCUACAAAACAGAAGGAGGACAUCGUUUCAGAACCACCUCCUGUACAAACUAAAGAUGUUGUUGUUGUUGUUGGUAGUGAAGAAGAAGAUGCUUUAACAAAGCCUUGUCUAAAAAGUAGCUUGAAGAGACCUGUUACUGGUGCUGGAACUGAUCAGCAUGAAGAAGCUUUGGACUUGAGGCAUAAUGAAAAGAGAAAAGUUCAAUGGACUGAUGCAUCUGGAGGAGAGCUUGCAGAGAUUCGCGAAUUCGAGCUUAGUGAUGCGGAUGGAUCGGAUGAUGAAUUUAACAAUGGGCGGGUUAGAAGCUGUUCUUGCACAAUAAUGUAAGUUAAUGCAUAGAUGUCCAGAAAUUAAGACAAAACGCACCCUCAAGUUAGCCGCCUUGAAGCUAGGUUUUGAUUUUCUCGAGAAUAUUUUUUACCAAAAGGUAAGUGGGAAGUGAAAAAAGGGUGGGUGGCCUUAGAAAUGUAGAAAUAAGGUAGUUGUCACACAAUGCACAUUUUAUUGUGGCCUGGUUUGAUCCAUUAAUUUUUUGUCUAUAUCAAUUUUGUCUUCAUUGAAAUUAUGUUGUUAUUGUCUAUUUAGGUUUAUUAUGUAUGCCUUACUUUUGUAUACUCUAGAAAUCAUAUAUUAGAUAACAAUAUAUAGAGUUUUAUGGGAAUAGGCCAACCAUGUAAUCUAAACUCUCUAUGAAAUGGGAGCUCAUUGAUUUUCUUUGUA
Molecule: messenger RNA, 1216 nt
Organism: Impatiens glandulifera
Lineage: Eukaryota; Viridiplantae; Streptophyta; Magnoliopsida; Ericales; Balsaminaceae
Exons: 3
Coding region: 209-823 (204 amino acids)
Source: RefSeq, a predicted model, not a curated record